This is a messenger RNA of Salvia miltiorrhiza (redroot sage), 1305 nucleotides long. RefSeq lists its product as uncharacterized. Gene Ontology annotation, cellular component: chloroplast. The transcript has 2 exons. The record is from RefSeq and is a predicted model, not a curated record. Bases 137 to 1087 code for a protein of 316 amino acids. Lineage: Eukaryota; Viridiplantae; Streptophyta; Magnoliopsida; Lamiales; Lamiaceae.
AACAAUGCAAAUUCGGUAUCCCACAUGUGUACCUCGAUUAAUCCCCUCAAAUCUUGUUUCUUAUGCCCUACCAAUCUCUUUCUAAUCCUAAUCCUAAAAUGGCUUCAUCAAUCAACACCGAACCCUUGAGUAAUCAAUGGCUUCUCUUUUAUUCCACUACUCCACAUCCCUUUCUGCAACAUCUCGUUUUAAAUGCCACAAGCUCCUACUCUCAGUUCCAAGAACCAACUGGUUUCCACUCCCACGCAAACCGGUUGAAAAGCCAGAAUCUUUGCUGUCAUUUCGAACUUCCCUCCAUCCGGGGCGCCCCAGAAUCAGUGCUGCAGCAGAUGGUUUUCUUGGAAAAAUCGCAAAGGACGAAUCUUUGUCGGUGUCGGAAGAGAAACCGGUGAAAUUCCUGUUGUGGUUUGUGGUGUGGGCGUCAGUGUGUGUUGGAUUGCAUGCAUUGUGUGGAGAUGCGAGAGCUGCUGCUGCUGCUGACACCAUCAGGGGUUCGGGCUUUGGCGUAAAGGUUGCUAACGCUUUGCGGGCUUCGGGCUGGCCCGAUGAAGCCGUUGUCUUCUCCCUGGCUACGCUGCCUGUGAUCGAGCUUCGUGGCGCUAUUCCGGUUGGUUAUUGGUUGCAACUCCACCCUGUUUUCCUCACAGUCUUGUCUAUUCUUGGGAACAUGGUUCCUGUCCCCUUCAUCAUACUGUACCUGAAGAAAGUUGCAGCUUUUCUGAGCGGAAAGAACGAAGGAGCUUCGAGAUUCUUGGAGGCGCUACUGGACAAGGCAAAGCACAAGGCAGGUCCAGUGAAGGAAUUCCAAUGGCUUGGUUUGAUGCUAUUUGUAGCAGUGCCAUUUCCCGGCACUGGAGCUUGGACGGGAGCCUUCAUUGCAUCCCUACUCGACAUGCCCUUCUGGCCAGCUCUCACUGCAAAUCUUCUUGGCGUCGUCUUAGCUGCCCUUCUCGUAAACUUACUGGUUAAUCUCGGACUCAUCUAUGCUAUUGUCUCUGCUAUAAUUCUACUUCUCACCUCCACCUUCAUGUGGACCAUCCUCCGCCGCCUUAAAAACUCCUUCGCAUCAUCGGAUGAUGCAAACUGAUGAAUUCAUUCUUGCUUGUAAUUUCAUUGCUUCCUAGCAACAAAGUUAGCAUUAUUGGUAGAUAUGUGGUUGUUCAAAUGCUACGUGAAGAAAUGGUGCUAGAUGUAAGAGUAAGAUUUGAGGUGAAACACCUGAUAUGAUGCAUCUUAUGUUGUUUGCUUACUUUCGAUACACUUUUUGUUUGUUAUGGAAAAGGAAUGAAUGCAUCAUCAUUUGAG